Messenger RNA from Postia placenta MAD-698-R-SB12, 1689 nucleotides. RefSeq lists its product as hypothetical. The transcript has 7 exons. The record is from RefSeq and is a predicted model, not a curated record. Lineage: Eukaryota; Fungi; Basidiomycota; Agaricomycetes; Polyporales; Adustoporiaceae. Gene Ontology annotation, biological process: regulation of translational initiation; regulation of translational termination; poly(A)+ mRNA export from nucleus. Gene Ontology annotation, molecular function: phospholipid binding; translation initiation factor binding; inositol hexakisphosphate binding. Gene Ontology annotation, cellular component: cytoplasm; nuclear pore cytoplasmic filaments; nuclear pore. Bases 1 to 1689 code for a protein of 562 amino acids.
AUGCGAUUCCACGCGCCACGGUCCGCGUCUCCUUCUCCUGAACGAGGCUCAUACAGGAGCCAGUCGACAUACGGCCUGAACUCCGAGUCCGACGAUGACUCUGACGCUGAGUCUGCUGCGAGUUCUGCGUCGACCGACUCGUUCUGUUACCGGUCAGAAUCUGAGGUCCCGCCUCCCCCACCACGACCCCAGCGCCCGCCACGCAGCGCGGCGGAAGAAUACUACGUCAAAGACUUUCUGACAUCGAUCCGCAUCCGAGUCAACCACCACGACCCAUACGAGGAGUUCAAGCGGAAAACACACGAGGAAUCCUUGCACGUCGCCCGCGUGAACCAGGCGCUCGACAAGCGCGAGCGGCACCAGAAACAGAAGCAGACGCACGCCGCGAUGACGCAGAUCCGCACGAGCCACCACCAGAAGCAGGUCGAGGCCGUGCAGGCGGCGCUCGCGCACGUCUCGCUGCAGCAGGAGGCGCUCGAGCGCGGGCUGCGCGAGCGCUGGAACGCGCGCAACCGCGCGCUGUGGGAAGGCCUCGAGGGCGUGAUCCGCCAGGAGGAGGAGAAGGUGCGCGCGAGGCUUGCGGAGGAGGAGCGCCAGCGCGAGGAGGAGGCGCGCGUGCGCCGUGAAGAGGAGGAGCGCCAACGUGCGGAGGAGGAGCGCAAGCGCAAGGAGGAGGAACAAAAGCGUGCGGAGGAGGAAGAGCGCAAGCACAAGGAGGAGGCACAAGCUGCGGAGGCGAAGCGGCGGGAGGAGGAGGCGAAGACGCGCAAGGAGAGCCUGGCAGCGCAGAAGAAAAAGCGGGAGCUGCUGGGAUACACCAUUGGCCCCGAGGACUUCAAGUACGGCCAGGAUACGUUGAGCUCACUCAAGCGGUUCAGGAUGAGGGUCGUGAAGAGCGAUCCGAAGCUGAAGGCGGCGUGGAACGCGGCGCGGCGUGUGAUCACUCCCAAGAUAGGCCAGCUCACGGACGACCCGGCCGCCAUCGCGCGCAUAAGCGAGGAGAUCUGCAAGACCAUAAGUGCACACUCGCAGCCCGUGUUCCACGCACUGCUGUCCUCGCUCGCCAAGGCGAUCCUCGUGCAGGCCGAGACGGAGGUGACGGCCGAGCCACGCAGCGCGGUGCCGCUCGCGCAGGUCACGGCGGCGCUGCUCGUCGACCUUAUGGACUUUGAGGACAUCUUCUGGGCAAAGUUCACGCAGCGGGCGGGGAACUGGCCAGCGGCGGCGCCGACGCCGACGCGGGACGCAGCCGGGGCGCUGCUCGACCCGACGGCGCGGCUCGCGCUUAUGGGCGCGCGCAAGGACGAGCCGGCGGCGGCGUACGCGGCGCGCGUCGUGGGGCUGAUGCGGGUGUACUUCCACGUGCUGCGGACGAACAUGCCGCGGCCGCUGAAGGGGCCGUUCCGCACGACGCGGCUGUGGACGUGGCUGGUGCGCCUGCUGCAGACGCCGGCGCUGCACGGGUACACGAUCGCGCCGUACUCGGUACAUGCGCUACUGGAGAUUGCCGGAGACGACGGUCGCGAAAUAUGGGGCGCGCAGUGGGCGAAGCUGCUCGAGGUGCUGUACGAGGGCGUCACGACGGGCUUGGGCGGCGACGAGACGCGGCUGAUCGGAGGGAAGUCGGACGAGGCGGUCGCCGCGCGUGCGCGCGUGCGGGUGGAGAUUGAGAGACUGCUAGCAUCAUAG